AAGAAGAAAAAGAAGAAAAAGAAGAAGAAGAAGAAGAAGAAGAAGAAGAAGAAGAAGAAAAAGAAGAAGAAGAAGAAGAAGAAGAAGACAUUUUCUCGGUUUGUUUAUCCCUCUCGGCCUUUGACCCGUCAAUUGAGAGUCUCGCGAGAACGAGACCAACUGGUCCAUCCAAAGAAGACGAAGGAGUAAAAAGCAAAAUGGCGUUUGACAGAGAAGGCCCAAACGUGGCCACUGGCCAUUAUUGUUUCUCUAUUUGUAUUUAGUGCAUACAUGUACGCAUAUAUGUCGUGUAUGUAGAUGAAACAUUGUUAGUAUCCGGAUACAUUAGCCUGAGCGCACUUUAUCAAGUCUUAGCUGGCUAGUUAGCUUAGCUUGUUAGCUGCUAACAAAAAGACGCGGACGUUAUCAACACAUCGCUAAGUAGAGAUCAAAUGUGAGUGUAAAGUGUUGUGAUUGGGUGAAAAUGUGCGAAAGAACCGUAGCAAAGUAUGAGGAGGAACGUCGUUCAACAAAAGAGGAGAAGGAGCGACAACAUCAACUACUGGACGCUGUUUUCAAGACACAUCAAGUCAGAUGCCCAGCAGCCCCCCCACAUUAAAGAGGAAGAUGAGGAUCCACAGCCCACCCACAUGAAAGAGGAAGAGGAUGAUCCACAGCCCACCUACCUGAAAGAGGAAGAGGAGGAAGUGUGGAUCACUCAGGGGGGAGAGUGUGUUGUAGGGCAGGAGGAGGAUGAUGUCAGCAAGUUUCCACUGACUGUUGUCUCUGUGAAGACUGAAGAGCAUGAAGACAAAGCACCUGAGUCCUCACAGCUUCAUCACAGUCCAAACGUCCAGCAGCCCCCCCACAUUAAAGAGGAAGAGGAGGAUCCACAGCCCACCCACAUGAAAGAGGAAGAGGAUGAUCCACAGCCCACCUACAUGAAAGAGGAAGAGGAGGAAGUGUGGAUCACUCAGGGGGGAGAGUGUGUUGUAGGGCAGGAGGAGGAUGAUGUCAGCAAGUUUCCACUGACUGUUGUCUCUGUGAAGACUGAAGUGCAUGAAGACAAAGCACCUGAGUCCUCACAGCUUCAUCACAGUCCAAACGCCCAGCAGCCCCCCACAUUAAAGAGGAAGAUGAGGAGCCACAGCCCACCCACAUCAAAGAGGAAGAGUAUGAUCCACAGCCCACCCACAUGAAAGAGGAAGAGGAGGAAGUGUGGAUCACUCAGGAGGGAGAGUGUGUUGUAGGGCAGGAGGAGGAUGAUGUCAGCAAGUUUCCACUGACUGUUGUCUCUGUGAAGACUGAAGAGCAUGAAGACAAAGCACCUGAGUCCUCACAGCUUCAUCACAGUCCAAAAAGGCUGGUCCUAAAGAGGGAGGCAUUAUUCGGAGGGUCUCAAGAAGGUAAGAAAUACACAAAUGUGUGUGUGUGUGUGUGUGUGUGUGUGUGUGUGUGUGUGUGUGUGUGUGUGUGUGUGUGUGUGUGUGUGUGUGUGUGUGUGUGUGUGUGUGUGUGUGUGUGUCUGUGUGUGUCUGUGUGUGUGUGUGUGUGUCCAAGGAAAGCAGGGUGAAAGGUCAACAGGAUCAGGUCCAAAGGGAGUUUGGGGGGGAAAAGAUCAGAAGACCUGCUUAGGUUGGACAAACCUAUCAUCUACAGUUGCCAUGGUUACUCAGUGUCAUCGCCGAGCAGCCUGCCGCUCUCCAGGUCAGUGGACAAGGAAGUGCCCGAGGAGGAGGCGGAGCCGCGCCGCUGAAACUGUCUGGACUGCACCCCGUAAAAGAAACAAAAGGCCUGGCAGCAUGCAGAGACACAAACAAAGGAGGAGAAAGACGCGGUUAAUGCCGCCACUUCCUGUCGACGCGCCCGCCUCACCUCCUCGAUGUCGGCGUUCCGGCGAGCUUUGUAGAUGAACUCGCCGAUGGCCACGAACACGGAGAGGACCAGGCCGGCGGCCAGCACGAUGAAGAUGCCGCCGAUGUUCUCCACGCCCAAAGCGUUGGCCUCCUUGUUGUCCUCCUCCGGGCAACCGUUGCCUCGCCACCACUUCUCCUUCAUCAUGUGCAGCUUACCCUCCUCCUGGAGCUGCAGGAUGGCGAUGGUCACCUUGUCCCGGUACGGAGAACCUGGACCACAUGAGCGGGAGGUCACGCCUUGGGACUAGGGAUGGGUGCCGAAUCCGGACGUCACGCCCCGGUUUCAAUUUUCAACGCCCACCAAGAAACGCUUUUCCCGGAACUGCGCUAGCUUGAUGCUAAUAUACAAUGGCUUUCCCCAUAGACAUGCUACUGAUUAGCAUCCCUGGGGGAUCCAUAUCACAGAAUGAUAAAAAACUAAUAAAAGAAAUUCAAGCAGCAAAAUAUAAAUAAAAUAAAUACAAAUUUUG
Messenger RNA from Entelurus aequoreus (snake pipefish), 2365 nucleotides. RefSeq names its product cardiomyopathy-associated protein 5-like. Lineage: Eukaryota; Metazoa; Chordata; Actinopteri; Syngnathiformes; Syngnathidae. The transcript has 5 exons. The coding region runs from base 489 to 1178 and encodes 229 amino acids. The record is from RefSeq and is a predicted model, not a curated record.